Archocentrus centrarchus (flier cichlid) is the source of this 1866-nucleotide messenger RNA. RefSeq names its product forkhead box L1 (gene foxl1). Bases 137 to 1306 code for a protein of 389 amino acids. The transcript has a single exon. Gene Ontology annotation, biological process: anatomical structure morphogenesis; regulation of transcription by RNA polymerase II; cell differentiation. The record is from RefSeq and is a predicted model, not a curated record. Gene Ontology annotation, molecular function: DNA-binding transcription factor activity, RNA polymerase II-specific; RNA polymerase II cis-regulatory region sequence-specific DNA binding. NCBI's taxonomy places the organism in Eukaryota, Metazoa, Chordata, Actinopteri, Cichliformes, Cichlidae.
AUAACACAGCAAACGUACAACAAUUAUUAACAUUUUUCUGGGGCCCUCAUGAGGCCGGAGAGUCAGUCAGUGGAGGAGAGGAGCUCCGGGAGCAGGCUCAACUUUCCCCGGGACACACUGCAGCUUUCCUGGCGUCAUGACUCUCUACCACGGCCGUCUUCCGUCGCUCGGAGUGACAUCCUCGGCUUUGAGCCUCUCCGCUUCCCCGUUGAUCUACUUGUACGGAGGGGACAGCGGCGGCGUCGUGCCCACCGCCCUGAGCUUCGUGCCGACCCGCCAUGAACCCCCGCAGAAGCCGCCCUACAGCUACAUUGCGCUCAUCGCCAUGGCCAUCAAGAGCGCGCCAGAGCAGCGCGCCACGCUCAGCGGCAUCUACCAGUUUAUCAUGGACCGAUUCCCUUUCUAUCACGACAACAAGCAGGGCUGGCAGAACUCGAUCCGCCACAACCUGUCCCUGAACGACUGCUUCAUCAAGGUGCCCCGAGAGAAGGGCCGGCCGGGCAAAGGCAGCUACUGGACGCUGGACACCAAGUGUCUGGAUAUGUUUGAAAAUGGCAACUACCGCCGGAGGAAGAGGAAGGCCAAGUGCCAGCAGGAGGCUCUGGACUCUAAAGCCACUGGACACAAGCGCACCAAGGGCCCGGGACAACCCAGGGACCCUCAAACCUCUCCGAAACAUCAGACUGGCUCCAGGAUAACAGAAGUACCCCCCAGGGAUGAGGAGGAGAGGGGAUCACACGCAGACAGAAAACCUGUUCUUGCCGAGUUUAACCACGCGGAACAGCCGCAAACCCCCUCCAUACAGAGACUUAAAGUGUCUCCUACUCAGUACACCAGUGACUCCGCCGUGAGGGAGCUUAACGCCCCACAGUCGGAGCAAUGCUCCGCUCCAAAGCACGCUCCGCUGUGGAUGGACGAUGUGCAGCUCCCAGUCGCGGCUCUUGACCCGAAAUCAGAGGAGAGAAAGUCUGCAUUCAGCCAAAGAGAAAGAGGUCCACUCUGCACAGUCAGCUGUGCAGGAAACACAAACCUGACCGCACCUGCGCCAGACAGGCCGAAAGGAAAUGCACUGAACAGGGAGAAAUCCAAAGGUUUUAGCAUAGACAGCAUUUUGGCCAAGAGUGAGGAAGAAAUACGAGGCGGCAUCCUCGGUGUGCCAGCGGAGACGUGCGCACAGGGUCAAAGUCCAGCGUUCAGUGCGUCCGUGGUCCUUGGUGCGCGUCAGCAUCAGUUAUACCAGAUGGGAUUUCCAUUUUGUUCUUACCUGUCACUCGCCUGCCCCGACAAAGUGCUGCAUUUUAAAUGACUAUCAGGUUUUUGCGUAUUUUACGCGCUAGUGCGUAAAAGUGUAAAGUCUGUAGGUCGCUUUACCUGCUGAGUUACUGCGCUAGCUCAGUGUUUGAGAAGAAACAGCAUCGACUUUAAAGUUCAGACAAUGACAAAGAAGGAAGACCUUUAACUCCAUCUUUACGCAUGCGUCCUUUGCAGGUUUGUGGUUAUAAUUCGUUUUUUUUCCCUUCUUUUUUCCCCAAAGUUGUUGCUCCUCAGAAUCUGUGGCUGCGGAAAGCAUAAUGUUCAGCAUAAUAAACGGGUGAAAAGGCAAUGUAAAUAUUCAUAUAUGCAAAACUUUUAUUCAUGAUGGUGGAAGCCCUUAAGCAAACACGGUGCGCAAUUUAAAAAUAAUUUUUAUUGUCAUGUCUGGGCCUGAAGAUGCCAUGCAAUAUGAAGUUUAGUACUCAGUAGUGAUAUAACCAAAACCUAUGAUAUUUUCCACUCUGCUCUGGAUUUGAACAUUUAUUUUACUGUAAAAUAAAAUCCAGUCAAUAACGUGGACAUGAUUUAUUUGAAACUGUGGUACGAAACAAU